GCAAAAUUAUUCAGUUAACAGUUGCGGGUUGGUUGAGACAUACAAACCCCGGCAAAAGUUGAGUGCGCCUGUCUAGAAGUUAAAACAAAGUGCAAAAUGAAAUCCAUGCUCGUUUUUGGCCUGUUGGCUAUGUGCGUGUUGGCGGCCACCGCCAGCGAGGAGGCACCCAAGAAAGUUGAGGCCGCUGAGCCCGCUGAGGCCAGCGCGACGGCUGAGAAGAAGCAGGAGAAACGCGGUAUUGGCUAUUCCGGCUAUGGCUAUGGCGGCUCCAGUGGCGGUGCCAUUCUGAGCACUGGAGGUGGUGCCAUUGGUGGAGGAGUUGUCUCUCAGCUGCCCACACAAGUGCACACCAACACCGUGGUGAGAACCGUCCAGGUCCCCUACCAGGUGGAGCGUCAUGUGCCCUAUCCCGUUGAGAAGACCGUCACCUAUCCCGUCAAGGUGCCCGUGCCACAGCCCUACCCCGUGGAGAAGGUUGUCCAGUAUCCCGUGAAGGAGAUCGUUAAGGUGCCCGUCCAUGUGCCACAGCCCUACCCAGUUGAGAAGAUUGUGAAGGUGCCAGUCAAGAUCCCAGUCGAUCGUCCCUACACCGUGCACGUGCCCAAGCCAUACCCCGUGCCCGUUGAGAAGCCAGUGCCCUAUACCGUUGAGAAGCGCGUCAUCCAGAAGGUGCCCGUCCAUGUGGAUCGCCCAGUGCCCUACCAGGUGAAAGUGCCCGUCAAUGUGCACGUUGAGAGCCAUGUCCAGCCCGCCAUCACUGUCACCCAUACCGUCACCAGGACCGAGGGUGCACCCAUUGUCAGCGCACCAAUUGCUAGCGGUUACUCCGGCAUCUCUGCUCAAGGUGUCUCUGGACCCGGCAUUGCUGUCGGCCAUGGCAUCUCCUCUUAUGGCGGUCAUGGCAUCAUCUCCGGUCACGGCAUCUCUGGCCAUGGCAUCUCUGGCCAUGGCAUCUCUGGCCACGGUGUCUCCUCGUACGGCGUCUCCGGACACGGCGGUUACCUCCACAAAAAGUAGAUCAAUUUAUCGCUAACGAGGGCCAAAUCAGCUUAUGAAUUCGGGUAAAGGAGUACGCAUCAACAUCAAUGUCGAAAUUUUCCAAUAUCCACAUGAAGAACAAAACCCAACUGGAAUUACCCCCAACCCGCAACCCUCAAAGUACGACUUACAUUUAGUUUUAGUUUGUGAUACCAACCGAAAUUCUAGGAGGAAGCAACAAUCGUUCAACGGGAAGAUCAUCAAAUGCGGCAUUUCGAUGAGUGGUUCCCAGGACGGAACACUCUGGAAACUUGCCAGCUACUGCCCCCUUAAGAAAAACAAAAGAAACAAAUCAAAGUCGCAUUCGUUUGUCCCGUUUGUCCCGUAUUGUGUCACCCGCCUCCUCUUAUGUACAGUUCUUUCUAGACAGGAAAAACAAACAAACAAACAACAACAACAAAAGAAAACACCUAAAACCAGUUGCUUCUUCGA
Drosophila montana is the source of this 1470-nucleotide messenger RNA. RefSeq names its product Vajk2 (gene Vajk2). Lineage: Eukaryota; Metazoa; Arthropoda; Insecta; Diptera; Drosophilidae. The transcript is spliced from 3 exons. The record is from RefSeq and is a predicted model, not a curated record. The coding region runs from base 97 to 1017 and encodes 306 amino acids.